GUGCCAUGACUCAAAAUAUGCCUAUAGAGAUUUUGGGCAAAAUAAGUUCAGAAAAUGUUCCCAAUAUACAAAGCAUUUUACCAGAUGCGAAAAUGGAUUAUAUGUUAGAAGUUGAUUUAGAGGUUCCAGUGCACUUAUACGAUUUCUUUGCAGAUUUUCCUUUAGCGUCAGAAAAGUAA
Funneliformis geosporum is the source of this 179-nucleotide messenger RNA. The record is from the annotation of a GenBank genome assembly. Lineage: Eukaryota; Fungi; Glomeromycota; Glomeromycetes; Glomerales; Glomeraceae.